Penicillium coprophilum is the source of this 1119-nucleotide messenger RNA. RefSeq names its product putative integral membrane protein. The transcript is spliced from 4 exons. Bases 1 to 1119 code for a protein of 372 amino acids. The record is from RefSeq and is a predicted model, not a curated record. NCBI's taxonomy places the organism in Eukaryota, Fungi, Ascomycota, Eurotiomycetes, Eurotiales, Aspergillaceae.
AUGACAACAUUAUCAACAUCCCGUGGUCACCAGGCCCUCGCCGUUAGCAUUGUGUUUACGACUAUAGCGACAUUCAUUACUGCCGUCCGUAUAUUUACGCGAGCAUUUCUCGUGAAGCAGAUGGGGGCAGACGACUAUGUCGUCCUAGUCUCUUUAGGCUUCUCAUGGAUUUUCUUCGGCCUGAUGGUAGGCGAAGUCUAUCAUGGCAUGGGAGAGCACUACAUUGAUAUUCCCGCCUCGAUUUUCAAGGCUCAGAUGAUCUACUUUUGGGCCUCAAUUCCUAUAUACCAAACAAGCCUCAUCAGCACAAAGAUGUCGAUCCUUCUUCAAUACAAACGAGUCUUCUCCACACCACGCAUGCGCCUAGCAUGUUGGAUCAUGAUCGGUGUUCUAGGUGUCUACGGAACCUGGACCAUCAUUAGCGCCUGGGCUAACUGUGUUCCUCUCGCCAAGUUCGGGGAUCCAAGUGUCCCAGGUUUCUGUUUUGAUAAGAAAGCUUUGUGGUUUUCCAACUCGGCUAUCCACAUUAUUACAGAUAUUGUCAUUCUCAUAUACCCAAUGCCAGUCCUGAAAUCGCUUCAACUGCCUAAGAGGCAAAAGUUUGCUCUCAUGGCUGUUUUCGCGCUAGGUGGAUUUGUCCUGAUUACGAGUAUACUCCGCCUCAAAUCCCUCCUUGUUAUCUCAAACUCAGACGACCCAACUUCAACAUGGUCUGCCGUGGAGUGCAACGUAGCAAUUAUCUGCGCCUGUCUCCCGGGCACACGCGCCUUCCUCUCCAAGUUCCUACCGCACAUUUUCUCCACCCGAAGCAACGGCUACCGCAGCAAGACCGCACGACCUUCACGAAACGGCCGCAGCGCCAUAACAGGAGACGGCAACACGCAGGUCCUAGCUUCUGUCGUUGGUGGGCGUGAUCAUAGCCUAGGAUACGAUCAUGAUCUAGAAGAUCUUUCGCUAUCUGGCUCCUUUAAUAGCUAUACUAAGGAGCCUGUGAAGGAGGUCUUUGUGGGUAUUAAGGUUACGACUAAUGUCACGCAAGAGAGAACCUCGCAUUCAAAGAUUGCUGUCAAUGAUGAUAUGGGUAGUACGAAGGAGUUGGUGAAGAAGCAUAGCUUUUGA